This is a messenger RNA of Protopolystoma xenopodis, 477 nucleotides long. The record is from the annotation of a GenBank genome assembly. NCBI's taxonomy places the organism in Eukaryota, Metazoa, Platyhelminthes, Monogenea, Polystomatidea, Polystomatidae.
AUGAAGUUGGAGGUUUGCUCAUACAGUGGCUAUAAAGUCUAUCCUGGACAUGGGAGAAGAGCAGUAAGGGGCGAUGGUCGUGGAUUUUAUUUCAUUAGCUCCAAAUGUGAGCGUUCACAUUUCUUGAAAAGGAAUCCUCGAGAAGUCAAUUGGACUGUACUCUAUCGACGUAAAUAUAAAAAAGGACAGGUGGAAGAAUCUGUAAAAAGGCGCAAUAAGAGAGCUACACGCAUCGUGCGGGACAUCGCAGGCGCUAGUCUAGCUGAUAUACUGGCGAAGCGUAAUCAAAAGCCUGAGGUCCGUAAGGCCAUGCGCGAACAGGCAAUCAGAGCCUCCAAAGAAAAACAACGCGCCAAAGAAACGGAAAAGAAACAAAAAAAGCUGGAUGCCAAGAAAAAGCAAUCUGCGCCAUUCAAGCACAAAGCAGCCCAAAAGAUUGUUUCUAAGCCAGCUCCUCGUGUUAGUGGAAAACGCUAA